This is a messenger RNA of Patella vulgata (common limpet), 3095 nucleotides long. RefSeq names its product ionotropic receptor 25a. Gene Ontology annotation, cellular component: postsynaptic membrane; plasma membrane. Gene Ontology annotation, biological process: modulation of chemical synaptic transmission; synaptic transmission, glutamatergic. Gene Ontology annotation, molecular function: glutamate-gated receptor activity; transmitter-gated monoatomic ion channel activity involved in regulation of postsynaptic membrane potential. Bases 548 to 3046 code for a protein of 832 amino acids. The record is from RefSeq and is a predicted model, not a curated record. Lineage: Eukaryota; Metazoa; Mollusca; Gastropoda; Patellidae. The transcript has 14 exons.
CUCUGAAGAGCAAUCAACUAUAUUGAUAUUUCUGCCGUCCAUUAUAGAAAUAUUCCAAUUACCACGAGGUGUGUUUAUAUAGAGAAUUAUAAAAUGGUAUACACAGAGAUAUAUACACAGCGAUUGUGGCGUCAUCUGGCGUAGUGAGGAGAUUGACCUAGAACAACUGGAUAUAUGGAUAAGUUCGGUAUGUAUCCGGAGAUUGACGGGUAUUACCGGAGAUGAACAAUGAUAACAUUGAAAGGAAAAUGAGGAGCAGCAGAGAUUUUAAUCUUACAAUAAGAAAGUCAUAUUAUACUGAUUUCAAUAGUAAAAUAAAUCCACUUGGAGACUAAUGAGGACGACAAGGAUUCUAGAGAACAGGACGAGCUCGAAUUACACGUGUAGAGGUGUAAAGAAUUUAAUGUAGAAUCUUAUACAUAUAUAUUAAUACAUAAAGUGGUUAGGUACAUCUGUGAUAUCACCCGUGUUCCUGAUAUACGUACAUAAUGUGCUUGAAGUAUAUAGACAGCUAUUAAUGAUGAAGUGAAGGACACUCGACUGAAGGAUGUCACUGUUACCUGUGUUGAUUAUAUUGACUUGCUUUUCAUGUUGUCUUACAUCAAAUAUAGUUAUACUAACGGACAAUGAUGAUAUUCCAACAUGGACUAGUUUAAACAUCUUCACAAACCAAAAUACUGAUGUCAACAUCUUUUCCUAUGAUGUAACCAAUGAAAACGAUACGCUUGCCAGUGUACAGUUCUUGUGUAGAAACUACCAUCCCGGAAGUACCAUUGUAUUGGAUGUGACUCACUCGUGUUCUGUAGCCGAUCUUGGUGGUACGAUAUUUACUCCUUGGAUUAGACCAUCUUAUACCGGAUGUCACUGCCAUCAAACGUCAUCACUACAGGCAUCUCAUGACGUCAUCAUAUCCGUGGCUUUUGAUUACGUUAGACGUCAGAGGAAUAAACUGGCAAAAAUCAUCAUAUUUACGGACAGCUGUCAAUAUUCGCCGUCGAUCCUUGAUAGUGUCAAUUUGACCGUUCCCGUUCUUCUGAUCAACCCCAAGAAAAUCAACAUAUCACAAUGGCUGACCAAAAUAAAGCAUCAUACCAUCCGCCAUUAUCAGAUUGUCAUAGGAACAGCGUUUCAAGUCAACCACAUUUUAUGCACGGCCAAAUAUGUCGGACUGCCAGAGGCCUUCAGGUAUAUCAUACAUGUACUUGAUAAUCCAAGCAACAUAGAUUUGACUUGUGUAACCAGUCAAUAUGUCCUGAUCGAAUCGACAGUAUCCAAACCUUCCUAUAAUCAGGACUCGCUUGAUGCGAUCAGUAAAUUGCCUGGAAUAUCUGAGAUAUUAUGGCCGUGGUUGCAGUCCAUUCUACCUACGUUACCGCAAACAUUUGAUCCGUCAGCGAACAUAUGCAAUGGGCCAGUCACCAUCAAUAAUCCGGUGAUUCCACCAAUUGGAGGAAUACAGAAUGAAUUUAAUUUGAUUGAAAUUACAAAACUAUAUAACACAGACCAACAAAAGCAGAUAGGACGCUGGACAUUAUUAGAUGGUUACUUAGCAAUAGAGGGUGUUGAGACUUUUCACAAGAAUCAUUUAAUGGUAGCAACUAUACAUGAACCGCCAUUUGUAUUUCGUGAAGAGACUGAAAACGGAACGAUUUAUCGUGGUUACACUGUAGACGUGUUCAAUGAAAUAGCAUCUAGACUCGAUCUGACCUAUACGAUGUACGAAGUGCCCGAUAAACAAUAUGGACGAAAGAACCCUGAUGGAACCUGGUCUGGUCUGGUAGGAGAAAUUCUGAAAGGGUCUGCAGAUAUGGUAGUAGCUCCGGUAUCGGUAACAGCGGACAGAGAAGCAGUCCUGGAUUUCACCAGUCCUUAUUAUGACUUUGCUGGAAUUCAGAUCAUGAUGAAGAAACCAGAUGACGAAACGUCCUUCAUGACUUUUACUUUCGUUUUCUCUUCCACCUUGUGGUUAUGUUGGUUUGCCGUUUUAUUAAUUACUGGCGGUUGCAUCUAUAUCUUUGAGAGAAGCAGUCCAUACAGCCCUAGAAAUACACCGGGAGGAUAUUAUACGAUAAUCGAUAAGAAGGAGAAAUAUUUUGGUGUUGUGGAUAGUUAUUGGUACGUGGCAGCUUCGUUAUCUUUGUACGGUCCCGAGUUUACACCCAGAACGUUUUCAACUCGUCUUCUCAUCAGUGGUUUCUGGUUAUUCUGCACGAUCAUCAUGGCGAACUAUAUCGCUAACUUAGCAGCUGUAUUAACCACAUCACGUCUAACAGUACCCAUUGAUUCACUUGAUGAUCUUGCCAAACAAACACGGAUUAAAUAUUCUCUAAAACGAGGAACAGUCAUACAAGAUUAUUUUGAACGCAUGGCCAAUAUUGAACGAAACUUCUACGAUCUGUGGCGCAAUAUGAGCUAUGGUACAAGCUUUGAACUCCGAUCUCAGAGCGUUGCUGUGUUUGAUUAUCCACUAGGUGAUCAGUACUUAACAAUUAAAACAGCCAUAGAAAGAACAGGACUACUCACCACUUCAGAGGAAGGGCUCAAUAAAGUGUUGACCGAGGAUUUUGCCAUGAUCCACGAAUCGCCUAUGCUACAAUAUGAAUUGAGUCAAGAUUGUAGAUUAAUCGCUGUGGGAAAACAGUUCAGUUCCAAACCUUAUGCCUUUGCCUUACCGCAGAAAUCACCCUUAACAAAGCUUAUCUCUAAAACAAUUUUACAGCUGCAAUCGGAAGUAGUAUUAGAUGCCUUGCAACAGAAAUGGUGGACGGGAGAUAACUCUAAUCAGUCAUGUUCUACUAUCGAUGAGAGCGAUGGUUUAACCUUCCAUACUGUUGGCGGUAUAUUUCUAGUCGUUAUAUUUGGUAUGGGACUCGGUCUCUUGGUGUCCUUGGUAGAGAUCAUGUGGUACAACAUCCGACCACGUGCUCAGUCCAAAAUCAAACAGCAUACAUUAAAUGAACAGAACAGCCGAACCAAUCUUGCCGAUGAUUUUGAUAGCAUUCCAUCAGUCGACACAAUAAACAGUGCGGAAUCAGUGAAUUUAUAAAUAUUAAAAUAGACUGUGUUUUGUACCAUGUUGACUGAUCUAUGUGAAA